AUGUCGCAUCGCAUUGCUGCUUUCACCGAGCGUGAUGGUGAUGGUGUCCCCGCAUCUCUGGGGAAGAAGAUGAUCAAAAAGGAGGAGGAUGGAAAUUGUGAAAAAUCGUGCAACGAUCCCGACGCCGACGACGGUGGCGACCAGGACAACGGCAAGAAGCGCCGCCAACGACGACAGAGAACACAUUUCACAAGUCAACAACUACAAGAGCUGGAAGCAAAUUUUGCAAGGAAUCGAUACCCCGAUAUGUCGACGAGGGAAGAGAUCGCCGCCUGGACGAGUUUAACGGAACCCAGAGUUAGAAUUUGGUUCAAGAACCGUCGUGCAAAAUGGAGGAAACGCGAACGCAAUCAACUAAAUGAACUCAAGAACGGACUAGGACAACAUCAUUUUAAUGGACUCAUGCAACCUUUCGAUGAGGGGCUGUAUUCGGGAUAUUCUUAUAGUAACUGGGCAUCAGCGAAACCUACAGCGCCUAUGAGCUCAAAAGGAUUCGCAUGGCCGCUGAAUUCAGUGAACCCCUUGUCGGUGACCAGCCAACCCAUGUGUUUCAACCCCCAAUCCAGUAUGACGACGUCGUUUUCGCCCGCCACGCCCGUGAACGGCGUCGGCUCGCAACUGAACACUCUGAACAAUGCAGCAGCAGCAGCCGCAGCCGGCGCCGCGCCUGGCUGCCCCUACGCCACGGCGCCGGGGACGCCGUACGUCUACCGAGAGCCUUGCACGAACAGCAUAGCAUCGCUACGUCUGAAAGCGAAGCAGCAUUCGGAGAGCAUGACUAGCAUGACGGGCCUUACCUAUCCCGUCCGCCAGAGCCCUACCUUCUCGGCCUGCCAGUACGCUGCUGGCCAGUACACGAGUUUCAGCGGACCCUCUUGAUUUACGACGAAGUAAUGUCAUCUAUAAAAACCAAUUCCAGAUUCCUGUACAUUUUGCCAUGUAAAAGAUGAAGAAAGAUAAUUGAAUUAUCAAAUAUUUAUGAUGUUAGCGAUGAGUUUUACCAGAGUUACCAAUCGACUUGUGCAUUGUCAACACGCCAGAGUAAACGUGCUGCACAGUGCAGAGCUGGCGUUUCGGUUGUUGAUUUUCAGUCAUCAUCAUCAACAAAAUGACUCUUUGAUUAUCCAUUUAAUUUUAAAUUACUAUGAAUAAUAUUCAAGCGUCAUUCGUGCCGGAGUUCCUAAUCUUGAGAAGAAAUUAAAUGUAUGCAAAACAUAUCAAUAGUCGUCAUGAGCUAGUUUAUACAUAAUUAUGUGAUUGUAAUGUUCCUAUAUCAAAUUCAACACGUAUAUACCUACGUAUAUAAUUUACGGAUCCGAUUUUAAUACAUAAGACCGUGAUUACAGCCAAUUAUAAAUUAUCAUUGCAUGAUGGUAGUUGUGACAUAGCUGUAUUUCAAAGGAAAAAACACAAUUUAUGGACAUUCAUUCCAUGUGCCUUAUUUUCUAAAGGUAUUUUAUUUAGGAAAUACGAAACGUUUUCGUACCUACGGUUCCUUUCUUGGUGGUAUUUUCUUCCCCGAAUUUCUAGCGAUGGCACAAAGUUUUAUACAGUCAUACACUGAAGACAGUCAUUGGAGAAAUAUAAAGUUUACAAUUUUAAAAAAUCAAUAUAAUGGUGCUAUAAGUUAAAGAGUGCAAGACAAGUCCGCGAAACGGUAGAUGGAACCAUCGUUAUUAAUGUAAAUAUUCAAACAGUGAAAAAUACGGGGUGUACAGUUCAAAAAGAAUAUUUGUUCUAAAUGUCUUUUUUAGUGAUGUUGAUGAAUGUUUUACAGUUACGUUAUUGUUUUUUAUGUUCUCUUUUCCACUGUGUCACGAAGUUGGGAUCACAUUUAGAUGUGCUGUCGUGUCAAAAUAAGUAUCAUUUUUGGUUGUUAUUUUAUGUUAUUUUUAUUUGUUUCUUUUGAUCCACCAAUGGAAUUGGGACGUGGUAAACGAAUAUUAACAUAUCAUGAAAUUAACGCAAAUCCAUUGUUUUAAUCAUCGCAGACGAUUCGUAUAGCAAUAGGCUCAUACAGGCUCGUUCCAUAAUUCUGAAAAAUUAUUCAACGGAAAUUUCCUCACCGUCAAUAUACGUUACACUCAAUUUCCACGCUACAUCCGGGUGAGUGAUAUUGUAAAAACAUUCUGAUCGGGUAGUUUAUUUUAGUUGUAAAUGACGUCUUGCGUGAUAAAGUUAAUUAUCUGUAAGCUUGGACGAUGGUAGUUCUUUCUAAUAGAUUACUACCAGAUUAUGUUAAUGAAAAAAAUCAUAGAAUUUUUCGCAAUUUCCUGUUUGUGUCUCUUGCAAUCAUGUUAUAUCCUAAGUAGAAAGAAAUGUCCCUUUUCGAACAAGACUUAAUUAAUUUGAAAGGUUCUGCUAAGUUAUGCUCAAUUUCUAUGUAUUACCAACAUUCUAAUUUGUAUUUUAGAUCAUGACUUUAUUCUAAAUUUCUCGCUUGAUCAGUUGUUCUUACCAGGAAAGUUCGCCAUUUUGAAAUAUCAUGUGGGACAUUGGAUCGGCUACGUGUAUUUCAUGCAGAACCAUUACAAAAUGGCAAAAUAGAGUUAAUUUUGAAAAUACCAAAGAAUUCCAUAUAUAAUUUCGAAACUUUCAUUUUAGUUGGUGAUAUUGUGAUAAUUCAUAAUUCUUGGAUGCACUUCAUAGUAUUUUGAUGAAUCAGUUAAUCGAAAUCGGAGAAAAGGGAGAUUUAGAUAGUGGCCGUGAUUCAUAAUGAUUCAUAACUGAGACAAGGUAGGCCUACAUAAGUUGAUUCAUCAACAUCUCUAUUUGAUUCGUUUCUGAUCUCCGAGUUUGUGUUUCCCUCUUUCUUGCAGUUCUUAUACACGUACAAGAAGAAUGUUCGCUCGUACCUAAGAGAAUUUAAAUGAUUACUUCUUUUAUUUAAAUAAUUUCUUGUCCCGUUUUGUAACUUUUUGUAAUACACGACACCCGUGAUAGUUUUCACUGAAAGUUUCCUGUAGAAAAUGUAGAAAGUUAAAACAAAAAAAAUUAUGCAAAGAAAGUGAGAUGUAAAUAAUUAUGUUUAGUCAAGUGACUAUCAGAUGAAACGUUUCCAUGGAAACAGGAUUGUGGUGUAUUCAUGAAUUAAGCGGAGAAUAUGAGGGUGUGAAAUGAUCUUGAAAAAAAAUAGUUUGUGAGAAAAAAGUGAUGAGCGUUUCUUGUUCAUGUUUUUUACAAACGUAUAUCGACUCGUGACCUUUUUACUAUAUAAUAAACGGUGGACUUUAAAAUACGA
Molecule: messenger RNA, 3241 nt
Organism: Strongylocentrotus purpuratus (purple sea urchin)
Lineage: Eukaryota; Metazoa; Echinodermata; Echinoidea; Camarodonta; Strongylocentrotidae
Product: pituitary homeobox x
Exons: 3
Coding region: 1-879 (292 amino acids)
Biological process (GO): regulation of transcription by RNA polymerase II; anatomical structure morphogenesis
Cellular component (GO): nucleus
Molecular function (GO): DNA-binding transcription factor activity, RNA polymerase II-specific; RNA polymerase II cis-regulatory region sequence-specific DNA binding
Source: RefSeq, a predicted model, not a curated record